This is a messenger RNA of Mesitornis unicolor (brown roatelo), 683 nucleotides long. Its product is annotated as cytochrome P450 4F22-like. The record is from RefSeq and is a predicted model, not a curated record. The annotation marks the transcript as partial. NCBI's taxonomy places the organism in Eukaryota, Metazoa, Chordata, Aves, Mesitornithiformes, Mesitornithidae. The transcript is spliced from 6 exons. Gene Ontology annotation, molecular function: iron ion binding; monooxygenase activity; heme binding.
CCACCCUCCCCGCAGGACAAGUGGGGGGCAGCGGCGCAGGCAGCGGGGGGCGCGGUGGAGCUGGAGGUGCUGGAGCAGCUCAGCCUCCUCACCCUGGACACCCUGCAGAGAUGCAUCUUCAGCCACCACAGCCACUGCCAGCGGGAGCCCAGCGAGUACAUCAAGGCCAUUUUGGAGCUGAGCACCCUGGUGGUGAGGCGCCAGCAGCGUCCCCUGCACCACCCGACGUGGCUCUACCGCCUGACGGCCGACGGGGGCCGCUUCGCCCACGCCUGCGCCACCGUGCACGGCUUCACCGCCACCGUGGUGCGGCGCCGGCGCAGGGCCAUCGAGCGCCUCGGCCACCAGGAAUGGCUGGAGAGCCACCAGGGGAGGAGGAUGGACUUCAUCGACCUGCUGCUGCUCGCUAAGGAUGAGGACGGCAAUGCCCUUUCGGACGAGGACAUCUCGGCCGAGGCCAACACCUUCAUGUUUGAGGUGCCCCGGCGCUGCACCGAGGACAUCGCCAUGCGGGACGGGCGCGUCGUCCCCAAGGGGGUCAUCUGCUUGAUGAGCAUCUACGGGACCCACCACAACCCCGACCUCUGGCCAGACCCCCAGGUGUACAACCCGCUGAGGUUCAGCCCGGAGAACAGCGACGGACGGGCCCCGUUGGCCUUCAUCCCCUUCUCUGCUGGGCCCAG